Melozone crissalis (California towhee) is the source of this 1515-nucleotide messenger RNA. It is a transcript of the gene PEX13, whose product is annotated as peroxisomal biogenesis factor 13. Gene Ontology annotation, cellular component: peroxisomal importomer complex; peroxisomal membrane; peroxisome. The transcript is spliced from 4 exons. The record is from RefSeq and is a predicted model, not a curated record. Lineage: Eukaryota; Metazoa; Chordata; Aves; Passeriformes; Passerellidae. Gene Ontology annotation, biological process: protein import into peroxisome matrix, docking. The coding region runs from base 27 to 1232 and encodes 401 amino acids. Gene Ontology annotation, molecular function: protein binding.
GGCCGAAGCGGAGCCGAUCGGGCGCGAUGGCGGCGACGCCGCCGCCCAAGCCCUGGGAGUCGCGGCGGCUGCCGGGCACCGCCACCGCCUUCCAGUCUGCUGAGCUGGGUGACAGCGUGCUGAGCCGGCCCGGGCAGCCCGCGGUGGCGCGCAUCCCGCCGCCCAUCCUGCCCCGGCCCUCCCAGCAGACGAGCAGCAGCCUGAGCGCCUUCAGGCCGGCCUACAGCAGCUCCUUCUCCCCGGGCUAUGGCUCCUACGGAUCCUCCUUCUACGGCAGCUACAGUCCCUACAGCUACGGCUACGGGGGGCUGGGCUACAACCGCUUCUGCGCCGAGGCCGUGCCCCCCAGCCGGUUCGUGCAGCAGGCCGAGGAGAGCAGCCGCGGCGCCUUCCAGUCCAUCGAGAGCAUCGUGCACGCCUUCGCCUCCGUCAGCAUGAUGAUGGACGCCACCUUCUCCGCCGUCUACAACAGCUUCAGGGCCGUGCUGGAUGUGGCCAACCACUUCUCCCGCCUCAAGAUCCACUUCACCAAGGUGUUCUCGGCCUUUGCCCUCGUGAGAACUGUCAGGUACCUCUACCAGCGCCUGCGGCGCCUGCUGGGGCUGCGGCAGAGCUGCGACAACGACGAGCUGUGGGCUGAGAGCGAGGGCAGAGUGGCUCACCCCGGCCUCGAAGACAAGGUGGCUAACUCUGCCAAAUCCUGGCCCAUUUUCCUGUUCUUUGCUGUCAUACUGGGAGGCCCCUACCUGAUUUGGAAGCUGCUUUCUACAUACAGUGAGGAAGAAACAGUGUCUAGUAACUGGGCGAGUGGAGAAGACGACCAUGUAGUUGGAAGAGCAGAAUAUGAUUUCAAUGCUCUCUCAGAAGAAGAAAUUUCUUUCCGUGCUGGUGACAUGCUAAGAUUAGCGCCCAAAGAACAACAGCCCAAGAUCCGUGGUUGGCUCCUGGCCAGUUAUGACGGCCAAACAACAGGACUUGUGCCAGCUAAUUACAUCAAAAUCCUGGGCAAAAGAAGAGGGAGGAGAGCAGUGGACCUGGAGAGGAGUGCAGAGCAGAGGCCAGCCUUUCCCAGCACAGCUGCCAGAGGAGCCCCUGCUGCUGCUGCUGCUGCUGCUGCUGCUGUGACUUUGGAGGAGCAGGAGGCAGCUUUUGAGACUGUUUUUGCUGGGAGCAGCAAAGCUCCUGCGGCGUCGGACUCCGCUGUGGCUGCAGGAGAGAAACAGGAGCUCUGAGGCACUUUGGCCAACAAAGCCACUGAACUGGGCUUUAUUGACACCUCUUAGGGCUUGUUGAAAUCUGGUUUGUAGUGGAGCACUGGUGGGGCUGUACCAGUUUUUGCUGCUACUGGCUGGUGAAGGGAUGGAGAAAUGAUUGCUCAAAUUUGUGGUAUUUAUUUUUGACUCACCUAAGGCUGUGCGUCAGUGAUUCUAUCCACUCACCUGGCAGCCACUCUGAGAUCUCGAGAUAGGAGAAGUGAGGCAUUCAUAAAAUAGCAAACAAAGGAAAAAAAGAAAA